This is a messenger RNA of Danaus plexippus (monarch butterfly), 4221 nucleotides long. RefSeq names its product eukaryotic translation initiation factor 2-alpha kinase (gene PEK). Lineage: Eukaryota; Metazoa; Arthropoda; Insecta; Lepidoptera; Nymphalidae. The transcript is spliced from 15 exons. Bases 155 to 2968 code for a protein of 937 amino acids. The record is from RefSeq and is a predicted model, not a curated record. Gene Ontology annotation, molecular function: protein kinase activity; ATP binding; protein binding. Gene Ontology annotation, biological process: protein phosphorylation.
AGCUUUAUGGAUACCUCAGAGCCGGAGAGUGGUCAGUUAUUCACUGUUUAGUGUUUUAGAGUGGGACGUCGCAAUUAAAGACAAAAAUCCUGAUCCAAAACAAAUACCCGAGCAAAAGGGUUGAGAUGUUCACAUAUAAUUUUGCUAUAAUAAUAUGUCGGCUUGGUAUUGGGGAGUGAUUGCCUUAAAAGUGGUUUUUGCAUUCACUUGUUUUGUUUCUUCACUACGUGCUGAUGAUACGGUGCAAAAAUUGCCUUUCUGUAAUCCCACAACCUCGAAAGACGCACCUAAUUUCAACGACUUGCUGAUUGUUAGCACUUUAGAUGGAAAGAUCUCAGCUUUUGCCACCGAAAAUGGUAUUAAGGCCUGGGAUUUGGAGACUCAGCCAUUACUGUCUUCUAAUUUACAUAAUGUUGAGCUAACAUCGGAUGGAAAAUGGGUGCGUCUAGUGCCGUCCCUCCGUGGCACUUUGUACAGUCUGAGCGGAGAUUCGAUUGAGCCCUUGCCAUUUAGUGCGGAACAAUUAUUGUCUUCAUCAUUUAAAUAUUCUGAUGAUAUGGUCAUUGCUGGUGCUCGAGAGACAUUAUGGCUUGGCGUCGAAGCUCAAUCAGGAAGUGUCAUAUAUGAGUGCAGUUCGAGCGGAUGUAAUUCUGAACAACAGACGGCUGGAGCCGGCCGUGAUAUGAUAGUGUUGAGGAGAUACUCCACCACAGUGAGAGCUUUGGAUCCUCGGUCUGGCAGUGAGAAAUGGAACUUCAGUGUGGCUGAACACCAGUUGACUCUGAGUCGUAGGGAAUGUGCUGAUAAUAGUAAAGCUCGUGUGGUCGCUGUAGCGGUUGCUCUGCCGGAUGGUGAGGUUGUUGUCAAGGAUCCGGAAACCAAAAUGGCCAUUUGGCAACACAAGUUAGAGGCUCCCGUAGUGAACAUGUGGCGUCUUCAGGGAGGUUUAUUGGAAAACUUGGAUGUUUUUUUGGAAGCUUCCCAGGCUCUCGUUGAAGUCAACGCGCCCGCAUAUCCGUCAUUGUAUUUGGGAAUCCAUAACACACAACUCUACAUUCAAGAGAGCGCCAUCUAUGCGCGGAAGUUGGAAACAGCUGUAGUGACGAAGCCGACACCUUGGAAGUUGAAGAAAUCCAGACCGUUGUUAACAGAUGGCAGCACAGCUUUAACAGCUGUAGACGACGAUAACUCGCUAUCGGUGGUGAGCAUACCGGGGAAUAUUGGGAAUACAGAAAACAACGGCUACUUCCUCUACCUCCAAGACACGUGUGACAAGUCCUUGCAAGUUGACGAGGAGAUGAUGCCGGACAUUGUAGCUCCCAACAGCAGCGGUGAUACAAUGCACCACCAUGUACACGUCCACGUAUAUUCCUUGUGGUUCUGGUGGAAGGAGGUACUGGUGAUAGCUGUUAGUUCAGCAUUAUUGCUGAACCUGUUAAUAUGGCCGAGAUUUUUCCCGCCAAAACAGUUAGCCCCCGCACCAAGAGAGAAGAGAGAGUUCGUUGUCGUCAGACACACGCAUUUUGAGCAGAAACCGACCACUGAAUAUUCGGGACGAUACGAAAACGACUUCACCACAUUGAAGUAUCUUGGUAAAGGUGGCUUCGGGGUCGUGUUUGAAGCUAGGAAUAAGAUAGACCAUUGUUCGUAUGCUGUUAAGAGGAUCACGCUGCCGAGACGUGAAUCUCAGCGUGAGCGUGUACUCCGUGAGGUCCGGGCCCUCGCUAAACUGGAACACGAGCAUAUUGUGAGGUAUUUCAACGCUUGGGUCGAGGAACCUCCUCCGCACUGGCAGGAGAUGAGGGAUAAGCAGCUUAUGCACGACCUGGGAGGUGUGUCAUUAGCGAUGUCCGACGACUACACGUCCCCCACCUCGCCGCCCGCGCCGCACAUGCUGUCCAAACCGUCCAAGGGCGACGUCAUGCUGAACCUUCAAAAGUCCAUCGACGAUAUGGACUACGGAAAAAAGUUGCCGGAACCAAGGAGGCUGAGAUCGCAAAGCUGCAACGAUUCCUUCACCGUUGAAUUCGAUGAUGGAGCUUCGAAGCCGCAUUUGACAUCGGAAAGUUCUAGAAGGGUUGACGUCACAAGUACAAUCUCCAAGCACGCGGCCGGUGACAACGACGACUCUUUCAUAGUGUUCGCUAAUAGCAACGCGGAACGUUCUGGAUUGUCCGAAGCUAGACCGGAUGUGUCCAAUAGGAUAUUGGAGAAAAUCAAGGAGACUGAAGGAUAUAGAACUAGCAGCUUAGUUAGCCGUUCUAGGAAAAAGAAAGGACACACACGUCAUUGGUCCCUAGACAUGGUGGUCAACAGCGAACAUAGCAAAAUGUACCUCUACAUACAGAUGCAACUCUGCAAACGGGACAGUCUUCACGACUGGCUGAGGAAUAACAGCACUUGGGACUCCAGGAGGGACAUGGUGAAGCCGCUCUUUAGUCAGAUAGUGUCAGCGGUGGAGUAUGUACACCGAGCUGGUCUCAUCCACAGAGACCUUAAACCCAGGAACAUAUUCUUCGCUCUGGAUGGAAAGGUCAAGGUCGGGGAUUUUGGUCUCGUGACCACAAUGACCGAUAACACCACAGACACACCAACCGAAUUGAAUGCAAACGCCCUGCACACACAUAAAGUUGGCACCCAUCUUUAUAUGUCUCCGGAACAACUCCAAGGCAGAUCAUACAGCUACAAGGUGGAUAUAUUCUCACUGGGGCUGGUGUUGUUCGAAAUGCUACAUCCGUUUGGAACUGAUACGGAGAGAAUCAAAUGUCUGAUGAAUGCGAGAUGCGGCAAAUAUCCGCAGGAUUUCGUCACCGACUACCCCAAUGAGACGGAAGUGCUGAAGCUGAUGCUGAGUGAAGAUCCUAACCAGCGUCCGACAGCAAGAGGAGUGCGAGCUCGAGCUCCGUUAUACCACUGUGCAGACGAACAUGUGACACAGAAAACACACUACAGUGUCAACCUUCCAUAGUUUUAGUAUGAGACUAUUUAUGACCACAGUAUAUACGAACCAGUGCUAAGUUUAAGUGUUACUCGUGCACUCAAUGUGAACAUAAUUAUUCCCAGUGAACUUGUGAAUUGUGAAAAACAAAGAAGAUAAUGUGGCUUAAAAAGACAUGAUGCAUCAGGAUGAAUGUUAAAUAAUUUAGUUCCUUGUGCUAAGUGGAUUAAGACAUAAUUUUGCAUACCAAUGAUAAAGAUGCUUCAUAAUACAUUGUCUCGUAUAAAAUUUUUAAUAGAUUAACUCAAACGAUAGACAUCACAUCGUUAUAUUACAAGUAUUUUUGCAAUGCUCGCUGUGCUAUGUAACAUUGAUUUUGUAUUUGUAUGGCUUAAUAGUGCUAUAUAUAUUUUUACAUCACAUUAGGAAGUAAAUUAACACGUUAAAUCUUUACUUGUUCUGUUUUGUGGACUUUUUUUUUUAAUUAUAAUAUCAUUAAUUUUGACAAAGAGUAUAGACUCGGAGGACGGUUAAGUUAUAUUUUAAGUAAUUAUCCAAUUAAAAUGAAUGAAACAAAUAAUAGGAAAUGUUUAUUGGUACUAAACAUAUUCAAUAAUAAACAUCAACAUAUAUAUAUAUAUAUAUACAGGAUGUUUAUGUAUUCUGAAAAUAAUAAACUGGGCUCUUGAAAAAAAAUGUCUCUUUCUGUAGCAGGAAUUAUUUUAUAUCUUUUUCAUAGUAAUAGUUUAAAGUCAUUGAUUCAGGAUAACUUGUUGAAUUGUGAUUUCAAUCAUUUUUAGUCUUAAUUAAUAUAAUAUAAGCCAAACGAGAACGUUAAACAAAUUAUAACCAAAAUUUUUGUUAAAAUGUGCCUUUUGUUAUUUCCAUAUUCCUUAAGCACUCGAGGAAUAUUACUGUCUAGACAUAAUGUGUUAUAAAUAAGGUAGUUAUAAAAGCCAUAAAAAAGAGGUUUUUAAGUUUGCUCUAUUUGAUGGAACCAAGCAAUACUGUUGUAUUAAUGGAAUAAAGACUGUGGUGUUGGUGUUUAGAGAAUAUUCAUGUAUUUUUAUAUAAUGCUAUCAAAAAUCUAGUUAGUACUUAUAUAUAUAUAUAUAUAUAUAAUAUUUGUAUGUCAUUUAUGAUUCUUUAAUUUAAUGUUUAUUUGAAUAGAAUAUACGAGUCAGUCAUUUUUGAAGGUUUAUUUUAAACAGUCAUAUUUUUUUAAGUUUGGUUUGUAAUGGAUACUGUUAAGAUCUUUUUGAAUAUACAUUUGAUGGAUGAAA